Triticum dicoccoides is the source of this 1110-nucleotide messenger RNA. RefSeq names its product zinc finger CCCH domain-containing protein 14-like. The record is from RefSeq and is a predicted model, not a curated record. Lineage: Eukaryota; Viridiplantae; Streptophyta; Magnoliopsida; Poales; Poaceae. The transcript is spliced from 3 exons. Gene Ontology annotation, molecular function: metal ion binding; RNA binding. Bases 1 to 948 code for a protein of 315 amino acids.
AUGGAUGAUGCAAGGGAGGAGGAGGGGCGGGAGAAGAGGAUCACGUACUCGAGGGAGCUGCUGCUCGCCGUCGGCGGCUCGGAGGCCUGCAAGGCGCUGCCCGCCGGCCGCUUCCACCUGCUGCUGUCCAACGACCCGAGCACCGUGACACUCUGGGCGUCGGGAGCGGCGAGGGGUUGCGAUUGCUCGUCUCGCGCGGAGGCUCGGGGCGCCCGCCCGGCUGGAAGAGCAUGCGGAGCUGGCCACGGGGCUUUGCCUCGGCGAGCCCGAGAGCCGGAGUCAUUCCAGACGGGCGUAGGGAGUAAAUCCAAGCCAUGGCCAUGCACACGAUUCUUCAGUACUGCAGGCUGCCGCUUUGGUGAGGAUUGCCUCUUCACCCACGACUUCCCGGGCGGCUACCAGGCCGUGGCAAACCUGGGCAGCCUGGGCGGUGAAGCUCCUUCGCAAGACGAGAAGGAACUUUCCGAGCCUCUGUCCCAGGACAAGUCAGCGCCACCACACAUAGAGCGAGGGACCGCUGGUCGCCACGCACCUCCACUGGCGCCCAACCCCGGCACGGCAGCUCCGGCGGGUUUCGGCGCUCCGGCGACGGCCAGGAUCACCGUGGACGCGUCCCUCGCGGGCGCCGUCAUCGGGCGGGGCGGAGCGACCAUCAGGGAGAUAUCCCGGGCCAGCGGCGCCAGGCUGCGCAUCCGCGAUCACGAGCGGGACGCCGGCCUGAAGAACGUGGAGCUGGAGGGCACGCCCGACCAGAUCAGGCACGCCAGCGCCAUGGUCUGGGAGCAUCUCCCGGUGCCCGGCGGAGGGCGAUAUAACGGCCUCAAGACCAGGCUGUGCGCGCACUUCGCCAGAGGGUCCUGCACCUAUGGCGACGGCUGCCGCUUCGCCCACAGCGAGAGCGAGCUCCGCAGGCCGGCCCCUGCUGCUCGAGAGCCGUGUGGUUGGUAGCUGUCCAUGGACGACCGCUGGAUGAGACCAGUGUAACUCUGAAUUUGGGAUUAUGCCGUCGAUUUGAUGGAUUCCAUAUUGCAUUUUAGUCAUGACUUUUAUCAGCAUGUUCCGUCUUUAGUACUGUAAUUCAUUUUCUCAAUUAUCUGUAGUAUACAAAAU